Ziziphus jujuba (common jujube) is the source of this 1215-nucleotide messenger RNA. RefSeq lists its product as uncharacterized. The transcript has a single exon. Bases 381 to 965 code for a protein of 194 amino acids. The record is from RefSeq and is a predicted model, not a curated record. NCBI's taxonomy places the organism in Eukaryota, Viridiplantae, Streptophyta, Magnoliopsida, Rosales, Rhamnaceae.
UCAAUGUGAUCCAUUUGACUGAAUGAAGAAGAAGAGGACUUUCGACUUUCCUAAGCAGACUAGGCUAAACUCUCCAAAUUUGACUGUUGAACGGCAACACCUGUCAAUUUUCAACGCCGGCCAAAGCUGCGAAGAAUUUUACACGUUGCCUUUUUCCCAAUUCUGUCUCUUAGGGACUCAGACACCGAAAGCAAAAUUUGUGUUCUCUAUUUUCCCACUAGUUUUUAUUUAUUUUAUUUGUUUUUUAUUUUUAUUUUUUCCCGUAAUUUCCUGGAAAAUUCCUUUUUUUUUUUUUUUUUUUUAAUCCCCCAAACCCUAGUCGGUUUCAAUCGCUCAAUUGAUUGUUCGAUUUCUCAAUUCAAGAAAUUCGGUUCACAAUUAUGUUCAUCUCCCUAAUCGCUGAUACCGUUGCAGUAGCCACGGCAAAAGGCCUAGGGUUAGCAAUUCGUCGACAAUGCUUGACAUCCGGCCGUCAAAUUUCAAUCUCCGAGCAAUUAUCAACCUUCGCCGGAGGAUUUCUUAAAAUAUCGGCGGUAAUUUUCCCCGUCGACGCACUCGCCCCGCCACCUGUGAAGUCGUAUUCGUAUAGAACCCUUCCUCGUACGCUCCUCCGCAAGAAGAGACGUUCGAAGCGGAAAUUUUUAAGCGGCGAUGACUCCGAGGACGGUGGAGAAGAAGAAGAGGAAGACGGCGGUUUCUUUGGUGGUGACGGUCCGUUUUUCAGUGGAGGAAGCGGCGGAGGAAGAGGAGGCAGUGGCAGGGGUUGGAAUUUCGAUAGGUUUGGUGGGCAUAGUUGGGAUGAGUCGUCUUCUUCUUCGUCUUCCGAUCCGGCUUUCGAUUUCGUUUAUGAGGUGAUAAGCUGGAUAGCGCUUUCGAAUUGCGUGCACUUCGCGUUCAAGAAGGUUAUUCGAAUCGUAGCCGAUGGAAUUGGCGAUGGUGGAAGAGAGAAGGUGGUGGCCACAUAAGAUUGGUGAAUGGUGAUUGGUGCACCAUCUCUUUCUCUCAAUGGUUGAUGAUAUCUAAAUGGGAGCAAAAUUGGGAAUUUAUUCCAUUCUUUCAAUUGGGAAAAUCUAAGUUUUUUUUUCUGGUUGAAAAUUUGUAUAUGUUGUAAAUAUUCUCAUUGUUCCUAUUUAAUUUCGUUGUGUAUAUUAUAUAUAAAGAUGGUGCUUUGGUUCUUUUGAUUUAUAUCAAUAUAAUUUACACUUCUCAGCUGAA